This is a messenger RNA of Manis pentadactyla (Chinese pangolin), 2073 nucleotides long. It is a transcript of the gene ADCK5, whose product is annotated as aarF domain containing kinase 5. Lineage: Eukaryota; Metazoa; Chordata; Mammalia; Pholidota; Manidae. The transcript is spliced from 14 exons. Bases 105 to 1919 code for a protein of 604 amino acids. The record is from RefSeq and is a predicted model, not a curated record.
CGAGGCCCUCCGGUUCCGGCCCCCGCCGGGGUGCGCGCGUGCGCACUGCGCCCCCCGCCGGGCCUGCGCACUGCGCAAAGCGGGAUCGGAGCCGCGGCAGGAGGAUGUGGCGACCGUCACAGCUUUGCCGCUUACACUGUGCUCUGCUGCAGAGCAGGACGAAGCCCUGGCCACUGCCUGCUGCCCUCUCCAGGAGACACCUGAGGGCCCUGCCUGUGAGAGGGUCCUGGAGACCCCGGCCCCUGUGGAGGAAGGCCCUCUCCGCCACAGUGAUGGGAAUGCCCCUGCUCCUCAGCAUCCGCUAUUUCACGGCGGAGCCUCAGGAGAAGAGGCGGAUGCGGCUCAUGGCAGACGGCAUCGGGCGCUUCAGCAGGUCUCUGAAGAUUGGCCUCCAGAUUUCGCUGGACUACUGGUGGUGCACAAACAUCGUCCUGCGAGGGGUGGAAGAGAGCAGCCCAGGGUACUUGGAGGUGAUGUCUGCAUGUCACCAGCGGGCAGCUGAUGCCCUGGUGGCCGGGGCCAUCAGCAACGGGGGCCUCUACGUGAAGCUGGGCCAGGGGCUCUGCUCCUUCAACCACUUGCUGCCCCCUGAGUAUGUCAGGACGCUGCGUGUGCUGGAAGACAGGGCCCUCAAGCGCGGCUUCCAGGAGGUGGACGAGCUGUUCCUUGAAGACUUCCAGGCCCCGCCGCAGGAGCUCUUCCAGGAGUUUGACUACCAGCCCAUAGCCGCUGCGAGCCUGGCCCAGGUGCACCGAGCCAAACUGCAUGACGGCACCACCGUGGCUGUGAAGGUGCAGUACAUCGACCUGCGAGAUCGCUUCCACGGGGAUAUCCACACUCUGGAACUCCUGCUUCAGCUCGUGGAGCUCAUGCACCCCAGCUUUGGCUUCAGCUGGGUCCUCCAGGACCUGAAGGGGACCCUGGCCCAGGAGCUGGACUUCGAGAAUGAGGGCCGGAAUGCCGAGCGCUGUGCGCGGGAGCUGCGGCACUUCCGUUACAUCGUGGUCCCCCGCGUGCACUGGGGCGUGUCCAGCAAGGUGGGCUGGGACGUCUCAUGGGUAGGGGUGCACGGGCCUGCGGAGCUCAGCAUUCUUAUUCUCUCCCAGCGUGUGCUGACAGCCGAAUUCUGUGAAGGCUGCAAGGUCAACGAUAUGGAGGCCAUCCAGACCAUGGGGCUGGCAGUGCAGGAUGUAGCAGAGAAGCUGAUCCAGGCUUUUGCAGAGCAGAUAUUUUACACUGGCUUCAUCCACUCUGACCCCCACCCAGGCAAUGUUCUGGUGCGGAAAGGCCCAGAUGGGAGGGCACAGCUGGUGCUGCUGGACCACGGGCUCUACCAGUUCCUGGAUGAAAAAGACCGGUCGGCCCUGUGCCAGCUGUGGCGGGCCAUCAUACUGAGGGAUGACACGGCGAUGAAGGCGCAUGCAGCCGCACUUGGGGUGCAAGACUACCUCCUGUUCUCUGAGGUGCUCAUGCAGCGGCCAGUGCGCCUGGGGCAGCUGUGGCGCUCGCACCUGCUGAGCCGUGAGGAGGCUGCCUACAUGCAGGACAUGGCGCGUGGCCACUUCGAGGACAUCAUGGCCGUGCUCAAGGCGCUGCCACGGCCCAUGCUGCUGGUGCUGCGCAACAUCAACACCGUGCGCGCCAUCAACACCGCCCUUGGCACCCCCGUUGACCGCUACUUCCUCAUGGCCAAGAGUGCGGUCAGGGCCUGGAGCCGCCUGGCCAGUGCAGCGUACCAGAGCAUCUACGGCACCAGCCUCCUGCGCCAUGUCCGGGCCACCUGGGAGAUGUUCAAGUUUGAAGUUGCCCUGAGGCUGGAGACCCUGGCCAUGCGGCUCACCACCUUUCUGGUUCGCAUCUUGGUGCCCCUGGGCCUCCUGCCCGAGGCCGAGGGCCUGUACCAGUACCUGGAGACCUAGGGAGCCCCUGGGCAGGAGGGCCAUGGAGCGCACCCGCCUGGAGGUGUGGACACCCCAAGACCUCGGCGCUGGAGCAGCUGCGGCCUGGUGGUGGGGAGACGCGCACAGUCAGGCCGGGAGGCCUGCAAUGACCACAAGCUCUUCUUAAAUCAAA